Molecule: messenger RNA, 1434 nt
Organism: Diaporthe citri
Lineage: Eukaryota; Fungi; Ascomycota; Sordariomycetes; Diaporthales; Diaporthaceae
Exons: 3
Coding region: 1-1434 (477 amino acids)
Biological process (GO): ubiquitin-dependent protein catabolic process
Cellular component (GO): cytoplasm
Molecular function (GO): ubiquitin protein ligase activity
Source: RefSeq, a predicted model, not a curated record
AUGGCGGGGACGUACACAAUGAACGAGGUGCUCGACUGGCAGCGGAAGUCUGAAAUGCAGAUGCUGAUAUCGGCGUCGGAGGGAGACCCGGUUCCACUGUCCUACACUGUCAUACCAUUGACAACAAAUCUUGGUCUGAAUGAGUCGCAGCUUGCUCGAGGGCGAGUCAACAUCGAGGGCAACAUGGUUGCUGCCGAUGCGAGCAAUUAUGCCAGUAUCAGUGGCUCGGAUGUGAUCCCGUAUUUGUCUUGUGACCAGACAAACACGUCGUUCCUGGAACCAAGCGCAGUUCUGAACGCCCUCAUGAGCAACGACCCACAGCCAGCCGCGAUCCUCUUGUACAGCCAACAGGGAAUGUGCUGCGGCUUGACUGGCCAGAACCUUAAUUUCAACCGCAUUUUGACCAUGUCGGACGAGCAGGCCGCUUCUCAGACCUUACUCAUGGCCAAUAUGUCCGAAGGGACAGCACGAGCUCAGAUUUCCGGUAACUUCACCGAAACUGACAACAACAAUGCCGGCCAGCAGGGCGGAAACAACUCGGCCGUCGCCAUGAGCAUACUGUACAGCAUCACCGGCCUCAUUACACUUCUGUUCCUCAUCAUUAUUGCAACCGGCGCCAUACGAGCGCAUAGAUAUCCCGAGAGAUAUGGACCCCGCAAUGCCUUCGGUGGGAGGCCAAGGCAGAGUCGUGCGAAGGGUCUGGCUCGUGCUGUGCUCGAAACCAUUCCCAUCGUCAAGUUCGGAGACUCCCAACCGAAACCAGAUCCCAAUCUCGAGCUCGAGAAUGGCGCGUCGCAGCAGACAGGUGACAACAACGCGGACCGUCAGUCACCCGAGAAUGGCUCUAGUCGCCACCUAUCUACUAUUCCAGAGAGUCCACUCGGCUCUCCUGUCGCACCCGCCGCGUCGGGUGCUCUUGGGCCCGGAUCGGACUGCGAGGCAGAUGCCGCAGGGACCAGCCGUGUUGCCCAGCACGGCACAGACAAUACAGCCAGUGGCACCCAGGCUGAUGAGGUCCUGGGUUGCUCAAUUUGCACAGAGGAUUUCACUGUUGGCGAGGACGUCCGCGUGCUUCCCUGCAACCACAAAUUCCACCCACCUCGACUUGACCUACGCCCAGAGCAAGGCGAAGGUGGUGAUGAUGAACGCAACGAGAACAGCGAGGCACCGCCACUAGGCGCUGAUGCCAACGACAACGCAGAGUCUUCGAACCCUUCUCGACGUCGGUCUAGGCUGUUUGAUCUGCACCGACUUCGGCACGCGACUGUCGAGGAACGCAUCGAGGUCCUCCGACGAUAUCGAACGGAGCAGCGUUCAGGGUCAUCUGCGAGCAACGAAGAUGAGGGUCGUGAUCGGUCCGGACUUACCAACCGACUCAGGGAUAGGUUCCGCAUCAGAACGAGCUGUGCAGCGAUCCUCCGAACGGACAGGUAG